Molecule: messenger RNA, 1445 nt
Organism: Wasmannia auropunctata (little fire ant)
Lineage: Eukaryota; Metazoa; Arthropoda; Insecta; Hymenoptera; Formicidae
Gene: Tk
Product: tachykinins
Exons: 7
Coding region: 175-1365 (396 amino acids)
Source: RefSeq, a predicted model, not a curated record
UCAAGCACGCGGAGCUUUGGAUUCAGUCAGUUGACUGGUAUUCGCCAUACCGAGCAGGUCUCACCUUGAGAUAUCGAGGAUUGCCGAACUUGGAGACGGAUUGUCAAGCUCCCCCGCCUGAUCUCACUGUUACAUCGCCGUGUCUUUAACGCCUCCGGUCUUCCUUCCGAAAGAAUGCUUAUCAGCUCAGUUCUCUUCCUGGCAGUCUGGACAAGUUCGUCGUACGCAGAGGAAUCGUCCUCUAGCGAUGCCGCGUCCGCCAAACGAGCGCCCAUGGGGUUUCAGGGUAUGCGCGGGAAGAAGGACCUCAUCCCCACUGUCGCAGAACACAAUGAACUUUCCAAAAGAACAUUAGCGGAUUUUCAGGGUAAGGAUUCGAGCGCGCCCGACAUUGAGGCCGACAAUCUCCUGCACGACGAGUUCGACAAGCGAGCGCCGAUGGGAUUUCAGGGUAUGAGGGGGAAGAAGGAUUAUUUGAUACCUGAUUUCGAAGAUUCCUACUUCCGUGAGGACUACGAGAAAAGAGCGCCAAUGGGUUUUCAGGGUAUGAGAGGCAAGAAGACCUUGUUGGAGGACGAUUAUUACAAACGCGCACCUAUGGGAUUUCAAGGAAUGAGAGGAAAAAAGUCUUUGGAGGAGGUGCUGAGCGAAAUUGAAAAGAGGGCCGCAAUGGGCUUUUACGGUACUAGGGGAAAGAAAGCAUAUGUUUUCGAGUAUCCACAAGAUUAUGAAAAGAGACUUCUCGCAAUGGGGUACCAAGGUAUGCACGAUAAGAUGAAAGAAUUUCCGGCAGAGUGGGAGAAGAGAGCUCCCAUGGGAUUUCAGGGGAUGAGGGGCAAGAAGGCAUUGCUCGACGAGAUAGAGGAACUUGAAAAACGAGCCCUUAUGGGUUUCCAGGGCAUGAGAGGUAAGAAAGAUGACUUUGAAAAUUAUGUAGAUUAUUACAUAGAUCCCGAUUUGGAUUUCGACAAGAGGGCACCAAUGGGUUUUCAAGGGAUGAGAGGCAAGAAAGACACCGAUAAGAGGGCACCGAUGGGUUUUCACGGUAUGAGAGGCAAGAGGAGCGUGGGACAAAGAUUUGAGCCCGAUAUGGAUUUUGGAACCCGUUCGUUAAGUGAAUAUCAAGGACUGAUCGAUAGAAGACGCGCUCUAGAGUGCCAAGUUGAAAAGCGAUCGCCCUACCGGUAUUUCGAUAUGCGCGGUAAGAAAAAUCCAUGGGAAUUACGGGGGCUGUUUGUGGGGGUGAGAGGCAAAAAGUGGGCGAGAGCCCCGUACGAGGACAGCAGCCCGUUCAUAAAGGUGUUUGAUAACACCGACCGGAUCGGCGUGGACGGGGAUUCGCCGGCAAUAUUAGAUUCACAAUAAUACAGCAGCUCUUAGAAACGCAUCUGUUACGAAACGUCUCCUCCAAAUAAUUAAACCGAUGUAGCUAAAUCUAAAAACAA